CGAAGCAUAGGAAGUACCCAGCCUACAAGUCUGAGCAGCUUUAAAAUGCAAUGCUCUCAGGCGAACAGAUGAAGUCUAAAGCUAUGUGCUGGAAAUCUCCUGUGCUAUCUACACACAUCAGGAAGCAAUUCCUACAAUAAAUCUGGAAAAUAUGAACGUGGAGAACGAUACAGAUGAGGGCUGCCAGGAUCACAUCAACAAUAACAGACCACUUUACAUUUUCUACUCGUCUGUGGUUGGCUUGGAGUUUGUUUUCGGUCUCCUUUUGAACAUUACGGUCAUUCAUGUCUUCAUCUUCAAGUUGAAAUUCUGGAAAUCUAAAACCAUUUACAUUUUCUUGUUCAAUCUGGUCUUGGCUGACAUUUUGUUGCUUAUUGGAUUGCCAGUGAAGGCUUAUAACUUUCAACAAUGCAGCGAGAACAAGGUUGUGUGCAAGGUACAGCUCUUCCUGCAGUUUCUCAACCGAGGAGCAAGCAUCGCCUUUCUGACCGUCGUCUCCAUUUAUCGUUAUUUCAGCGUGGUCCAUCCCGAGAAGAGGAAAGUCCUGAGGAUGCUGAAACAUUCGCCUCAGAUUUCCAUCUUUAUCUGGGUGCUUCUGGGGAUUCUGACUAUUCCAGCCAUGAUGCAAAGCUUCAUAAGAUGCCACAGCAAUGAAAAGGAUGAAUUCAGUGCAGUGGUUCUGUUGAGGGAAAUCGUGUUUUACACCCAGAUUUUCAUCCCUUUUUUUGUUCUCGUGUAUUGUUCGAUUGGGAUUAUCAGACGACUUCGGAAUCAGAAGUCGAUUGGAGACAGGACGAAGCUCAAGAGAGCGAUGCUCCUGGUCACGGCUGUCGUUCUUGUUUUUGCCGUUUGCUUUCUGCCGUAUACUUUCACGCGAGCAGUGCAACUACAGCGCAUCGGGCCCGUGAUGUCCGAGGAGAAAGUUGCUGUUGUUAAAUUAUACGACGGUCUUGUUUGUCUGUCGUAUCUGAAUUGCCUGCUAGAUCCAAUCCUGUACUGCUUGAGCAGCACCAAAUUUAAGAAGUUAUACGUGUCGAUUUAUUUUCCCUUUCUGCUGGAGAAAGAGCCAAUGGAAACGUCAGAAGAAAACUCACAAUGAUUGUUUACAAUAUGCCAGAUGAUACAAUUAUUAGUAAGGAUGCUUUGUUAAGACUGCUAAGAAAAGUUUAGUCAAAUGUGUUUUUUGCACUUUUGUUUUUUUUUGUAAAUAAGUAGUUGCUGCAUAAAAUGCACAUAUCUUUUGGAUAAAAUUGUAUAUGUAAUGUAAAAUGUGUAUAUUUUGAAAUAAACAAAUAUUUAGAUUAA
Paramisgurnus dabryanus is the source of this 1305-nucleotide messenger RNA. It is a transcript of the gene gpr31, whose product is annotated as G protein-coupled receptor 31. Gene Ontology annotation, biological process: G protein-coupled receptor signaling pathway. NCBI's taxonomy places the organism in Eukaryota, Metazoa, Chordata, Actinopteri, Cypriniformes, Cobitidae. Gene Ontology annotation, cellular component: membrane. Gene Ontology annotation, molecular function: G protein-coupled receptor activity. The record is from RefSeq and is a predicted model, not a curated record.